This is a messenger RNA of Closterium sp. NIES-67, 1132 nucleotides long. The record is from the annotation of a GenBank genome assembly. Lineage: Eukaryota; Viridiplantae; Streptophyta; Zygnematophyceae; Desmidiales; Closteriaceae.
CUCUACGAGAAGCGCUGUCCUAGCACCUUCCAAUAUCGCAACUCCCAAAUCCGACCGUUCAUCUUGAUUCCGCGCACUGAGCCGCCAUCUCCCCUUCUCCUCGAAUUCCCAGUCUCGACCUCCACCGACAUAGCAGAGCGUUAAAUUCCCGCUCUUUGCGUUCUGGCAUAUUUUUUUGUUUUGUUUUGUUCUUCUCACUCCUCACUACACAAGUCGACUCGCCCUGCCUUCGCCCGAGUCGUAGCCAGCCUCGAAAAGCCGUUGCCUUACUGCCCCGGGGGUAUACUAGCAUGGAGCAUACCCGUGUGUAAACACUCCCGCCGCUUACAGCGAUCGCAGCCUCCGAGGGCGGCCUGUACGCACACAGCUGCACCAGCGCCACUACCAUACCACCGCCAUCAUGUGCAAGCGACCGGAUUUUCCGGCGGACAUCACGGGCGACGACGCCAUAGCUCUCGACUUCCCCCCGCACUCACAGUCCGGCUGGCCCUCAGCCGGCCGUGCCGCCGCGGCUUCCCCGCACCUCACCGCACCGCACCUCUCAAUGCCGCCCUUCACCCUGCACUAUCCCGCCGCCUCUCCCGCCGCCGCCGCCGCGUCGCACGCCGCCGGAGGUGCGCCGCACCACCUGGAUUGGCUGGCGUGCGGCCCGACUGGGUUCCUGUCCCCUGUCAGCCUCCUCCCCUCGUUUCCCUCCCCUGGCCCGCUACUCGUCCCGCCGCCUCUCGUGGACGCGUCCAACCCCGCCAGCGACAUCACCGCGCGCCUCUCCGCAUCGCACGGCCUUCACAGCCCGCGCGGCGCCGCCUGGACUUCCGCCGCCAAACCCGCCGCCCUGCGCAGGAUCGUAUCCAACCGAGCGUCGGCGAAGCGGUCGCGGCAGCGGCGGCAGCAGCGGCUGGAGGAGUUGGAGGUGAUGGCGGCGCACCUGCAGGUGGAUGGCGCCGCCGCGCGCAAGGGGCUGGCGGACGCCACGGCGCAGCUGACGGCGCUGCAGGGCGAGCAGAAAGCGCUGCUAGAGCAGGUGGCGCACCUGCAGAUGCUGCUGCAGCAGGCUACAGGGCGGUGAAGGCGGUGAAAGGGGAUGCAGGGCGGUGCUGCACACAAGGGGAUGGCGAACGCCACCGUGCAG